Molecule: messenger RNA, 2232 nt
Organism: Cordyceps fumosorosea ARSEF 2679
Lineage: Eukaryota; Fungi; Ascomycota; Sordariomycetes; Hypocreales; Cordycipitaceae
Product: DEAD-like helicase
Exons: 1
Coding region: 1-2232 (743 amino acids)
Biological process (GO): mRNA splicing, via spliceosome
Cellular component (GO): catalytic step 2 spliceosome
Molecular function (GO): RNA binding; RNA helicase activity; ATP binding
Source: RefSeq, a predicted model, not a curated record
AUGCCUCUGGACAUCGAGGAGAUCCUACGCCAGAAAAAGGCAGCGGAAGCCGCCGCCGCCAAGCCUCGCUUCAUACCAAAAGCUCAGCGCGAACGUCUCGCCGCCGAAAAAGCUAAGCAGGAGGAGGAGUUGAAGCGGAAAAAGGCCUCCGGUGACGCGCACAAACGAGCCGAGGACGAGAAGAAGUGGGAAGACCGAUCUACCGGCAGGACAUCGAAAUCAACGGCGACGAAUGGAACAGCCAACGGCGUGCCCACCGGCCCGCGCUCUAUGAAUGGCGCGGGCCCCAGAGACAGAGACGACCGAGACCGUCGAGACGGGCGAGCCGGAGGCGGCAAGGGUAGCAAGGAGGGCAGCGGCAAGAAGGCUAACAAGGCCAACGCUGACAAGCGCUCCGCCGAGGAAAUUGAAGCCGAGCUGCUCCGAUCCCGAUACCUAGGCCCCGAGGUGAACCAACAUUCAAAUUUCUCAGCCCAGAAAAAGCGGAUGCGAACGACCGAGAAGAAGUUCAACUUUGACUGGGACGCUGGCGAGGACACGUCGCGCGCCGACGACGGGGGCUACAGUGGUGGCGCGGGCGUUCGCGGCUUCUCGCUGGCUGGUGUUGGCGGCGAGUUCGACAGGGAGGCGGAGGAGCGGGCGAUGAAGCGCGCCCGCCUGAUCGAGCAGCGCGACCUCGAGCAUGGCCGCGAGCGCGCCAAGGGCAUGAUGGAGGACUUUUACCGCGCGCGGGACAAGGCGCGGGACCGCGCGGAGCGGACCGGCCUCGGCCGCCGGUGGAACGAGAAGCGGCUCGAGGAGAUGCGCGAGCGCGACUGGCGCAUCUUCAAGGAGGACUUUGGCAUCUCGACCAAGGGCGGCACGCUGCCGAACCCCAUGCGCAACUGGCAGGAGUCGGGCCUGCCGCCGCGUCUGCUGAGCAUCAUCGAGCAGGUCGGCUACGACGAGCCGACGCCAAUCCAGCGCGCCGCUAUCCCCAUCGCGCUCCAAGCGCGGGACCUGAUCGGCGUGGCCGUCACGGGUUCCGGCAAGACGGCCGCCUUCCUGUUGCCGCUGCUCGUGUACAUCGCGGACCUGCCGCCGCUGACGGAGACGAACAAGAACGACGGGCCCUACGCGCUGAUCCUAGCACCGACGCGCGAGCUGGUGCAGCAGAUCGAGAAGGAGGCGCGCAAGUUCGGCGAGCCGCUCGGGUUCCGGUGCGUGAGCAUCGUUGGUGGGCACUCGCUAGAGGAGCAGGCGUACGCGCUGCGCAACGGCGCCGAGAUCAUCGUGGCGACGCCGGGUCGCCUGGUGGACUGCAUCGAGCGGCGGCUGCUGGUUCUGUCGCAGUGCUGCUACGUCAUCAUGGACGAGGCGGACCGCAUGAUCGACAUGGGCUUCGAGGAGCCCGUCAACAAGAUCCUGGACGCGCUGCCCGUGUCCAACGAGAAGCCGGACUCGGACGAGGCCGAGGACGGGCGGCUGAUGCGGCGGUACGUCGGCGACGAGCACGGCGGCACCGGCGGCCGCUACCGCCAGACCAUGAUGUUCACCGCCACGAUGCCGCCGCUGGUCGAGCGCAUCGCCAAGAAGUACCUGCGGCGCCCGGCCAUGGCCCUCAUCGGCAACGCCGGCGAGGCCGUCGAGACGGUCGAGCAGCAGGUCGAGUUCGUCGCCGGCGAGGACGCGCGCAAGAAGCGCCUGCAGCGCAUCCUCGCCUCCGAGCAGUUCGCGCCGCCCAUCAUCGUCUUCGUCAACAUCAAGCGCAACUGCGACGCCGUCGCGCGCGACGUGCGCGCCAUGGGCUGGUCCGCCGUGCCGCUGCACGGCUCCAAGACGCAGGAGCAGCGCGAGGCCGCGCUCGCCGCCGUGCGCGCCGGCGAGACCCAGGUGCUCGUCGCGACGGACCUGGCCGGCCGCGGUAUCGAUGUCGCCGACGUCUCCCUCGUCGUCAACUUCAACAUGGCGAGCAGCAUCGAGGCGUACACGCACAGGAUCGGCCGCACGGGUCGCGCGGGCAAGAGCGGCACGGCGAUCACGUUUCUGGGCAACGAGGACGCGGACGUCAUGUACGACCUCAGGCAGAUGCUGGCCAAGAGCUCGCUGUCAAAGGUCCCGGAGGAGCUGAGGAAGCACGAGGCCGCGCAGACGAGGCCGGUCAAGGGUGGAGGUGGUCGGGCGAGGGCAGGAGAGCAGGAGAAUGAGGGCGGCGGUGGUCGGGGAGGCAGAGGCCCAGGAGGAGGACGAUGA